AUGAGCUCGAUCAAAUUUGUUGUGUCCUCGCUGGACGCGAUAGGGAAGCAUGCCGGUACCAGGAAUAGGCCAUUGAUCGAUUCCAUCCAGAAGGCUCAGGCCGCCCUCAAGGAGGCAGACCCGCAGCUCCCAGAUCCCGAAAUAAUAUUCCUACCCUUGUUGUUAGCCUCGAGGUCCGGCAAUGUCCAGCUGACGACCACCGCGCUCGAUUGCAUCGGCAAGCUGACCUCGUCCUCCUACUUCUCCGCCGCUUCCGAACCUCCUCCGGAGCAGCCCCCGGCCGAGGAUGAUGGUGACGGGAAGGGCAACGAGGCUGCCGAUGAUGGUGCUGCUGCAGCGCCGCCCAGUCCUGCCGAGCCCAAGGCACCGCUGAUCGAGCGGGCCAUCGACACAAUAUGCGACUGUUUCCAGGGCGAGGCCACACCCGUCGAGAUACAAUUGCAGAUUGUCAAGUCGCUCCUGGCUGCUGUCCUCAACGACAAGAUCGUGGUGCAUGGCGCCGGUCUGCUCAAGGCCGUGCGCCAGGUCUACAAUGUCUUCCUGCUCUCGCGAAACACAAACAACCAGCAGAUAGCGCAAGGCACCCUGGCGCAGAUGGUCGGUACGGUCUUUGAACGGGUUAAACUGAGGUUACACAUGAAAGAGACGCGACUAGGCCUGGCAAAGCUCAAGCAGAGCGAGAGCAAUGUGGCUCUCGAUCACCACGACUCUGUCAGCGAGCGCGAUACCAAUGGCGGAAGCGACGACGCCGUGGAAACCCCAGACGCGGAGGCAUCGGCCACGAGGCAGGAGGCCGACGACGGACCCAAGCUCACGCUGAAGGAUCUGGAGCAUCGCAAGAGCUUUGACGACUCGAACAUGGGUGAUGGACCUACCAUGGUCACCAAGGUGAAGGGCCCACAGCGCAAGGCUGCCCGGUCUGUCUCGGAGCACAGCGUAGCCGAGACGGUCAACACAGACGGGCCGCAGGACGAGACUCCUGAGUCUCUUGAUGCUGAGGACGAGGUCUACGUCCGGGAUGCUUAUCUCGUCUUCCGCUCCUUCUGCAACCUGUCUACCAAAAAUCUCCCACCAGAUGUCCUCUACGAUCUCCGAGGGCAACCUAUGCGCUCUAAGCUCAUCUCUCUCCACAUCAUACAUACCCUCAUCAACAACCACAUUGCCGUCUUCACAUCUCCAUUGUGUACCAUUACCAGCACGAAAAGUAACGAGCCAACGAGUUUCCUUCAAGCGGUCAAGUUCUACCUCUGUCUUAGUAUCUCCAGGAACGGAGCCAGCUCCGCCGACCGCGUAUUUGAGGUCUGCUGUGAUAUCUUCUGGCUCAUGUUAAAGUUCAUGCGAGCUCCUUUUAAGAAAGAGAUAGAAGUCUUUCUGAACGAGAUCUAUCUUGCCCUUCUGUCCAGAAAGAGCGCUCCUCUUUCGCAGAAGCUGCAUGUCAUCACCAUUCUCCAGAGGUUCUGUGGAGAUCCCCGGGCACUGGUAGAAGCAUAUCUGAACUACGACUGUGACUCGCAGAUGAACAACAUCUUUCAGGCCAUUGUGGAGGAUAUGGCCAAGUUUUCCACGAUACCUGUAGCGGUGACACCCGCGCAGGAACUGCAGUAUGAGGAGAAGCUGGCGAGGUCCAACCCGGGCGACUGGCAGAUCAAGGGCAUGAUGCCACCCUCCUUGUCCGUGACAUCCAUGGGACCGCCGCCCGAGACAGAGGCCGAGAUACCCAAGGAGUACAUGAUGAAGCGGGCGGCUCUUGAAUCACUUGUCGAAUCUUUGCGAUCCAUGGUCAACUGGUCUCAGCCAACACAGCCCAGCGUGACCACCGACUCCGCUGACGGCGAGAAGAGAUCUCUGGACGUACGAGAGUCGAUCGACCCUUCGAUCCUUGAAUCUGCAUCGAGACUGGACACCCCUGCGCCGUCCACGCCAACUAUAGAUGACGAUCCAGAGCAUCUGGAGAAGGAGAAGGCGCGCAAGACCGCACUGGACCACGCAAUCCGAGCUUUCAACUUCAAGCCAAAACGGGGUAUGAAGUUGUUGCUGGAGGCGGGCUUCAUUCCCAGCGAUAGUCCCCGUGAUAUCGCAAAAUUCCUCUUGAGCGAGGAUCGCCUAGACAAAGCACAGAUCGGCGAGUACCUGGGCGAAGGUGAUGCCAAGAACAUCGAGACCAUGCAUGCCUUUGUGGAUUUGAUGAACUUCACAAAGAUGCGAUUCGUGGACGCUCUACGGCAAUUCUUACAAUCUUUCCGGCUGCCCGGCGAGGCCCAGAAGAUUGACCGAUUCAUGCUGCAGUUCGCAUCUCGCUAUCUGGCAGGAAACCCCAACGCUUUUGCCAGCUCGGAUACUGCCUACGUUCUCGCCUAUUCCGUCAUCCUGCUCAACACCGAUCUGCACAGCAGUAAGAUCGCUCGUCGUAUGACAAAACCGGACUUCAUCAAGAACAACAGAGGUAUCAAUGACAAUGCAGAUCUGCCGGAUGAGUACCUCAUCGGCAUCUACGAACAGAUCGAAAAGGAUGAGAUCGUGCUCAAGAGCGAGAGAGAGACGGAGGCGGCUAAGAGCACGGCACCUGCUCAAUCCGGGGGCCUGGCUUCCGUAUUCACGAACGCCAGAGGAGCGCAGCGAGAUGCUUUCUGGCAGCAGUCUGAACAGAUCGCCCUCCGAUCGGAGCAGCUGUUCAAGGAUCUAUUCCGGAACCAGCGGAAGAACGCGGCGAAGACAGGCAUCAAGUUCAUCCCAGCCUCCUCGUCCCGCCACGUCGGCCCAAUGUUCGACGUCACUUGGAUGUCCUAUUUUUCUGCACUGUCAAACGAGAUGCAGAAUGCUCACAACCUCGAGGUCGUCAAGCUGUGCCUUGAAGGCAUGAAGCUGGCCACGAGGAUCUCAUGCUUUUUUGACCUGUCCACGCCGCGGGAAGCCUUCAUCUCGGUGUUGAAGAACACGGCAAAUUUGAACAACCCGCAAGAGGUGCUGGCCAAGAACGUGGAAGCACUCAAGGUGUUGUUGGAUCUCGGUCAGACAGAGGGUAAUUUCCUGCGGGAGUCUUGGAAAGAUAUCUUAAUGUGCAUCAGCCAGCUUGACCGGCUGCAGCUUAUCACUGGCGGCAUCGACGAACGAUCAGUCCCGGAUGUGUCCAAGGCGAGAUUUGUCGCCCACAAGAGGGAGGGCUCUACCGACUCUAGGCGAUCUACGAAGAAGGGGCGAGGGCGCACUGCCACCGGGCAACAAGGUUUCUCGACGAUCCUUGCCCUGGAGGCGAGAUCCGACGAGAUUGUCAAGACAGUGGACCGCAUAUUCACCAAUACCGCGAAUCUUAACGGCGAUGCAAUUGUACACUUUGCGCGAGCCCUCACGGAAGUGAGCUGGGACGAGAUCAAAGUCUCCGGUGCACACGACUCGCCUCGCAUGUACAGUCUGCAGAAGAUCGUCGAGAUUAGCUACUACAAUAUGACGCGUGUGAGAUUCGAGUGGACGCACAUCUGGGAUGUCCUCGGCGAGCACUUCAACAAGGCUGGCUGCCAUGUGAACGAGACAGUGGUCAUCUUCUCCAUCGACUCCCUGCGGCAGCUAUCCAUGAGGUUCAUGGAGAUCGAGGAGCUCCCCGGUUUCAAGUUCCAAAAGGAUUUCCUGAAGCCAUUUGAGCAUGUUGCGUCAAACUCAAACAACUUGCGGGUGAAGGAGCUUAUCCUGCGAUGUCUGAUCCAGAUGAUCCAGGCGAGGGGCGAGAACAUCCGUUCAGGCUGGAGGACGAUGUUCGGAAUCUUUACCGUUGCCGCUCGCGAUCCAAACGAGAGCAUUGUCAACAUGGCAUAUGAGAGCGUGCUCAAGGUCUACAAGAGCAGGUUCGGGGUCAUCAUAUCACAGGGAGCCUUCACGGACCUCAUCGUCUGCCUCACUGAGUUCUCAAAGAACAUGAAAUACCAGAAGAAAAGUUUGCAGGCCAUGGAGACGCUCAAAUCGAUCAUUCCGCAGAUGUUGAGAACACCCGAGUGUCCUCUUUCGCAAAGGUUCGAUAUCCAUGCUGCGCAGGACAGCAUGGCGGACAUCAACCUCAAUGCCCCAGGGCAACAGACACGCACAUCAGUGGAAGAGGGGUUCUGGUUCCCAGUUCUGUUCGCCUUCCACGAUGUGCUGAUGACUGGUGAGGACCUGGAAGUUCGGUCCAAUGCUCUCAACUACUUUUUCGAAGCACUUCUCAAAUAUGGCGGCGACUUCCCACCGGAGUUCUGGGAUAUCCUCUGGCGGCAACAACUAUACCCCAUCUUCUUGGUGUUACGUUCCAGGCCAGAGAUGACCAACGCCCUGAACCACGAGGAGCUGUCAGUGUGGCUAUCGACUACCAUGAUCCAGGCCCUUCGCAACAUGAUUACUCUGUUCACACAUUACUUUGAGGCUCUGGAGUAUAUGCUGGAUCGCUUCCUCGAGCUUUUGGCGCUCUGCAUCUGCCAAGAGAACGAUACUAUCGCUCGGAUAGGGAGCAAUUGCUUGCAGCAACUCAUCCUGCAGAAUGUCAGAAAGUUCACCCCUGAGCAUUGGUCCAAGAUUGUUGGCUCAUUCUGUGAGCUCUUUGAACGGACCACAGCGUACCAGCUCUUCUCGGCAUCAACAAUCAACAACACAGCCUCCUUGCAACCCGUCUCCAAUGGCCUGGAUUUCGAGAAACAAUUGAGCCCCGGUCUCGAAGCAUCUGAAGAUGACAAGUCUCUCAAGAUCAACGGUGUGGAUACGAACGGCCAUGCUGAGGAUGAGAGACCGACACCACCAGUGGCAGCAACAGCUCAACUAGAGGAGUUCAAACCGUCCAGCACCCUCCAGACACCAGCCCCACAGAUAUCGGCUGCCCGGCGUCGCUUCUUUAACCGCAUCAUUAGUCGUUGCGUGCUUCAGCUGCUCAUGAUCGAAACAGUCAACGAGCUGUUCAGCAACGACAACGUCUAUGCGCAGAUCCCCUCCGAGGAACUUUUGCGGUUGAUGGCCGUCCUCAAGAAAUCGUUCCUCUUUGCACAACGCUUCAACAAUGACAAGGAACUGCGCAUGCGCCUCUGGCGGGAGGGUUUCAUGAAGCAGCCGCCCAACCUCCUGAAGCAAGAAUCAGGAUCAGCGGCAACCUAUAUUUCGAUUCUCUUCCGCAUGUUCGCCGAUACGGACCCGCGUAGAGCAGGGUCCAAGGGGGAUGUGGAAAACGCACUGGUUCCGCUAUGCAAAAGCAUCAUACGGAGCUACGUGUCGCUCGAUGAGGAGAGCCAGCACCGAAAUAUUGUGGCAUGGAGACCUGUGGUUGUCGAUGUGCUCGAGGGCUAUGCUGCAUUUCCCGAAGCCAGCUUCAAGACGCAUGUGCAGGCCUUCUACGGGCUCAUUAUCGAACUGCUUGGCAGCAAAGAGAUGACGGGUGAACUACGUGGCGCAAUCCUCGGUGCGCUCAGGAGGGUGGGCGAGGUCGAGCUGGGGAUCCAAGGAAUGACGUCCAUGCACAGUGGACAGAACGAGGAGAGCCUGAGGCGUGGUAGUGUGGCCAGCGUGGCGAGAAGCGAAUCAUCGGUCAUGGUGGAUCAGGCUGCCGCUGAUGCUUCGACAAGAAUGCCUCUGAAAUAAACAAGGCACAGCUCGAAGAACAAAGAAGAUCUUGGCUCUGGACGAGAAGUAGAGAUAAUAGGAAGGUGUUUCAAGGCGCCUUAGAGAAUUCAUAUAUUAGGAUUCUUG
This is a messenger RNA of Cryphonectria parasitica EP155, 5694 nucleotides long. RefSeq lists its product as uncharacterized. The transcript is spliced from 3 exons. Gene Ontology annotation, biological process: regulation of ARF protein signal transduction. Lineage: Eukaryota; Fungi; Ascomycota; Sordariomycetes; Diaporthales; Cryphonectriaceae. The coding region runs from base 1 to 5586 and encodes 1861 amino acids. The record is from RefSeq and is a predicted model, not a curated record. Gene Ontology annotation, molecular function: guanyl-nucleotide exchange factor activity.